AGACCCAGUUCCUGGACCUGCCCUGGAAAAGAAGUAUCCAGUAGAGAUGAGCUCACUGCAGUUACUUAAUUAAAAAUUUGUAAGCUGCAAAAAUGGCAAUGGGCCAACCAAGAACAGCUACAAUUUGAAUUUUUCUAUUUCCAGAAAAUGCUUGGCCAGAAGAGAUGAGUACUAAUUCCACUAAGGCCUAGAAUUGCCUACUGUACGGAUAGUCCUGAGCAGGCAGUAUACGAAUGGCCCAAGGAAGCCACCAAAUUGAUUUUCAGGUUUUACAUGACCUGCGACAAAAAUUCCCUGAAGUACCUGAAGUUGUUGUAUCCAGGUGCAUGCUACAGAAUAAUAAUAACCUGGAUGCUUGCUGUGCUGUUCUCUCUCAGGAGAGUACAAGGUAUCUUUAUGGUGAAGGAGACCUGAAUUUUUCGGAUGAUUCAGGAAUUUCUGGCCUACGUAAUCACAUGACUUCUCUCAAUUUGGACUUGCAAUCACAGAAUGUUUACCACCAUGGAAGAGAAGGAAGUAGAAUGAAUGGAAGUCGGACUUUAACACACAGCAUUAGUGAUGGACAGCUUCAAGGUGGUCAGUCCAACAAUGAACUAUUUCAGCAGGAGCCACAGACAGCACCAGCCCAAGUUCCUCAAGGCUUUAAUGUUUUUGGAAUGUCCAGUACAUCUGGUGCUUCAAAUGCAACACCACAUCUUGGAUUUCACCUAGGCAGCAAAGGAGCAUCUAACCUUUCUCAACAAACUCCCAGAUUUAAUCCAAUUAUGGUAACGUUAGCCCCAAAUAUCCAGACUGGUCGUAAUACUCCUACAUCUUUGCACAUACAUGGUGUACCUCCACCUGUACUUAACAGUCCACAGGGAAAUUCUAUCUAUAUUAGGCCUUAUAUUACCGCUCCUAGUGGUACAACUCGACAGACACAACAGCAUUCUGGCUGGGUAUCUCAGUUUAAUCCCAUGAACCCUCAGCAAGUCUAUCAACCUUCACAGCCUGGUCCUUGGACUACUUAUCCUGCAUCUAAUCCUCUGCCACAUACCUCAGCCCAACAGCCAAAUCAGCAAGGCCACCAGACCUCUCAUGUCUACAUGCCCAUCAGUUCACCUACUACUCCACAACCACCAACAGUUCAUUCAUCUGGUAGCUCACAGUCUUCUGCCCAUAGCCAAUAUAACAUUCAGAAUAUUUCGACAGGACCUCGAAAAAACCAGAUUGAAAUCAAACUUGAACCCCCCCAAAGAAACAAUUCUUCAAAAUUACGUUCUUCUGGACCUCGAACCGCCAACAGUUCCUCUUCAGUCAAUAGCCAGACCUUAAGUAGAAAUCAGCCCACUGUUUACAUAGCUGCCAGUCCUCCAAGUACUGAUGAGAUGAUCUCUCGGAGUCAGCCUAAGGUCUAUAUUUCAGCUAAUGCCACCACAGGAGAUGAGCAGGGCCUACGGAAUCAGCCCACACUCUUCAUAUCCACAAACUCUGGGGCAUCUGCUGCCUCCAGGAAUAUGUCUGGACAAGUGAGCAUGGGCCCUGCUUUCAUACAUCAUCACCCUCCCAAAAGUCGAGCUAUAGGCAAUAACUCUGCAACUUCUCCUCGAGUGGUAGUCACCCAGCCCAACACAAAAUACACCUUCAAAAUUACAGUUUCUCCCAAUAAGCCCCCUGCAGUUUCACCAGGGGUUGUGUCCCCGACCUUUGAACUUACAAAUCUUCUCAAUCAUCCUGAUCAUUAUGUAGAAACAGAGACUAUCCAGCACCUCACUGACCCAUCCUUAGCACAUGUGGAUAGAAUAAGUGAAGCCCGGAAACUGAGUAUGGGAUCUGAUGAUGCUGCCUAUACACAAGCUCUGUUGCUACACCAGAAAGCCAGAAUGGAGCGUCUUCAAAGAGAACUUGAGAUUCAGAAGAAAAAGCUGGAUAAACUAAAAUCCGAGGUCAAUGAAAUGGAAAAUAAUCUAACCCGAAGGCGAUUGAAAAGGUCAAAUUCCAUAUCCCAGAUCCCUUCACUUGAAGAAAUGCAGCAGUUGAGAAGUUGUAAUAGACAACUCCAGAUUGACAUUGACUGCUUAACCAAAGAAAUUGAUCUUUUUCAAGCCCGAGGACCACACUUUAACCCCAGCGCUAUUCAUAACUUUUAUGACAAUAUUGGAUUUGUAGGUCCUGUGCCACCAAAACCCAAAGAUCAAAGGUCCGCCAUCAAAACACCAAAGACUCAAGACACAGAAGAUGAUGAGGGUGCUCAGUGGAACUGCACUGCCUGCACUUUCUUGAACCAUCCAGCCCUAAUCCGCUGUGAACAGUGCGAGAUGCCACGGCAUUUCUGAGCCAGAAGGCCCUGUGUCUUCUCCACAGCCACGUCUAAAUUCAAGAACCUGAGUUUCACUGCUACAUAGGAUUUUGUCAAAUUGAAGGUGUGACAAGAUGGUGUUGUGCUAAUAUUAAAUGUCAGCCCACAGAGCUAAUAAUACCUCAGUAGAAUGUCACGGGCAGUUGAGAGCCGUCCCGUGGAAGGGGAUCUGCUGAAAGACGGGGGUGCCUGCUGCCUGCCAUGUCCCACGGUGGAUGGUUCUCGCUCUGUUACGCCUACGUGUUCCCACUGCUUUCUCCCCUCAUGUCACUACUGAUUUUUGACAGGAGGAAGGAAAGAAUGAUAGCUUCUUUGCUGUUUUUAAAGCUUUCAGUGAAACACUACACACAAGAGGAGGAACAAGGUUUAACUAUUUAAAGACUGUUCGCUGCCGCAUAGUGCCAGGGACGGGGAAGAACUUCAUCUUCACACACCUGUGGUACUCUGGCCCUGUCUUCGUCUUCCCUGAAGACGUCUCUGUGAAGCCAGCAUCUCGGGUCUCAGAUGAGAAGGAAAGCAGCUUACGUUGUCUGUACAAACAUGCAGUGAGAUACCCCAAGCUUUCCCUCCUGUACAGAUUUCUCGUCUGCUUUAAGUGAUUUCUUCUUUAUUAUUUUCUUAUACGUCUAUAUGUAUAGUGUAAUAGCCUUUUGUUAACUAAUUUUCUUUUUUCUUUUUAGUUGUUAAUCACGAUCAUGUCCCCUUUUAAAAGCCUUACCUGAGAAAAGCAAUGCCAUGAAAUAAAAAGCAUUAAUGAAUGAAACGAUGCACAAAAUAACUUUCCUCUACUUAUUUUGUACUUUGCCCUCAUGGGUGCCAUGUUGUGUGAUGCCAGACAGAUGCAUUGCAGAAAACAGGACGAUGGUCUUAGGAGAUGACACCACACCCUGUGUACUGACUCUGUCAGGGUGACAAAACAGUGUUUAGUCUUCCACAGAGAAGCUUAAAGCGAGGAGUUUUUAACCCACAGACAGAGCGCUUCACCUGCUUGGUGUCCACGGAACUGUCACCGAGGUUGUUACCGGGAAAGUACAGUUUCAAAAUGAGCAACCGACAGCCCCUCCCCCCCCCCUUUUUAGAAAGAUGUUUAAGUGAUUUGCUGUUGGGACAAUCCAUUUCUAAACUGACUUGGUGGCAGUACCACAUGUAUUUACACAAACAAGACUAGGCAUAUUUAGGACAACUGAAGAAAAGCUGGAAAAAGAAAAAAAAAAACUUGAACACUGAAGCAACCUCAAGCAUCUCUUUAUUUUGAUGAUCUAUUUUUGUAAGAAAAAUAAAUAUUUAGAUAAUCAGGAGUGUAUAUAAACUAAAUGAAAUCAAGAAAAAUCUUAGCAGUAUACAUUUUUAAAGAAUUAUGAAAUUACAUACCAGUGCUUAGAAUGGAGCUAAAGGAAGUGUUAAAAUACAGCAAAAGAAAGGAGGUAGCAUACUGUCACCACUGUAAGACGUCUGCAAAUGGCUGUGUUCUCGCACUCAGCAUGAUUGCAGGUGACCUCUGCAGAGCAGAACGGAAUACAACAAUGCUAGUUGUAGACAAUAGACCCAAAGCCCUGACAUUUGAUGCAUUUGUUUUAAAAGUAGGCCUUGUUUUUUUCAGCUUCAUCUGCGGUUCUAUGUGAAGAUUGAUAAAUCAGUUUUUACUUGUUUUAUUAAUAAAACGUAAUUUGGAUAUCUGAGUUGAUGGUUUUUGUGAUUUAGCUGGGUAAACUAUCUUUGUAACAGAUAAGUUAUUUAUAAAAAUUAAAAAACUUAUAUUCUAA
This is a messenger RNA of Dipodomys ordii (Ord's kangaroo rat), 4101 nucleotides long. It is a transcript of the gene Tab2, whose product is annotated as TGF-beta activated kinase 1/MAP3K7 binding protein 2. The record is from RefSeq and is a predicted model, not a curated record. The coding region runs from base 234 to 2315 and encodes 693 amino acids. NCBI's taxonomy places the organism in Eukaryota, Metazoa, Chordata, Mammalia, Rodentia, Heteromyidae. Gene Ontology annotation, molecular function: K63-linked polyubiquitin modification-dependent protein binding; ubiquitin binding. Gene Ontology annotation, biological process: positive regulation of protein kinase activity. The transcript is spliced from 7 exons.